AUAAAUUGACAGUUUGCACGUGUGGCUGCACAUUAUCAUUUCUGCAUUCUUCGCACUCUCAGGUUAUUCGACGUGCGCAUAAAAGUAGAUCCGAAAAAAUUUGCACAUUCCAACAUCGGAGAAAAGUGAGUCAGUCUGUUUGUGCAAAUUUUAUUUGGUUGGUCCUUUGUUGUCUGAUGUUAACGUUCCAAGGAAUGCAAGCAUCAGCAACAAUCCCAUCAGCAAGCUCAAUUUCUAUAAAGCAAGGAGAUCUGAAGCCUAAGAAGCCUUCAGAAAAAUUGGAAUGCAUCAAAACUGGCUUAAAACACGCACCGGCAUUCUAUUAAUUAACUUACUGACUAGAAAUUUGUCGUCCAGAAGUUAAAAAUAAAUUCCCAGAGUCGAGAAAUGAUUAAAAAUGUAAUGAUUUUUUACAAUUAUGGUGAUGCGUCAUCGAGUUCUAAUUAAGUCAACGGCAGAAUUUCUCUGAUCAUCAACAGUAAGAAGAUCACGCCGGAUCCGGAAGUAGUGUCCAUCGUGCUCAUCGACCACUCAUAUUCAGAGAAUCGGUUCAACCCUCCUGUAACCUCCGAAUUAGUGACUUUUUGUUCAUUUAAAUGGUCAUCGUCCUUAUCUAAAAAUGGUACUACCGACAAUCCAAGCGUCUUCCUUGUUGCCCAUCUUAUUCGUCAUAAGUGGAAAAAUUCUACUCAAGAAUGUCGAUGGGCUUCAUAUCAGAAAUCCUAUUUUCAUCUCUGACCGAGCCAACAGAGCGUCCCCAUUCAAUUUUACGGAUAAUCGAUUGGGUGAAAGUGUACGAGAUGGGAAGGCCCGAUUGGGUGGACCGGGGUUGUCUUUGAGACCCUUUGGUCAUAUUUCACAUCAUAAGAAGAUGCCACAUCAUACGCAGUGGCAGUGUGGGUCGGCUAAACUGGAUGGGAUUGAGGUCACGGAAAGAAGAGGAAGAAUUCUGGGAGGAAGGACCCGAUUUGAACCCAUUCCUUGGCAAGCGAGUCUGCAGUCUAAUGAAAACGGAAAUUGGCGACAUAUUUGUGGCGCUGUCUUAAUAUCGCAGCAUCAUCUCUUAUCAGCAUCACACUGCAUAGGCUUGGAAUCUCAUACAAAGUACAGAGUUGUGUUGGGGAAAGUUAACCUGAAUGAAGUGAGCGAUCACGAGCAAGUAUUUUACAUUCGAGACGCGGAUAUAACCACCCAUCGCCAGUUCGGUUUUAGCACAGAAUUUGAAAAUGACAUUGCCAUCAUCAAAGUUGACGGGAGGAACGGUCGCGGUGUGGUCUUUAAUAAUUACGUUCAGCCAAUCUGUCUUCCAGACUACGACGGGUGGGAGCACAAAAUGAUCUCGAACAAGGAAAACUGUCUCGUUUCCGGUUGGGGCAGUGCGAAAGGUCCAUUUGCCGAGGAUUACAGCGUCUCUCUCCAAGUUGCUUCUGUCCCAAUUCAAAAACAAGAGACUUGUCGAAAACUUUAUAAUCAUGAGAAUAAUAAUGACUUGACAAAUUGGCUGAGAUAUUCAAAUCCUAAACCACCAGAGAAAAAGCGUCGUUUAGGAGCAGGUCAAUUUGGGGGAAGUCAGCAACGCUUCUUGGACAGCAUGCUUUGCGCAGGACCGCUCACUGGAAGGUACGUCGAUUCUUCGAGAGGCGAUAGUGGAGGUGGAUUGGCAUGCAGGAUGAAUGGACAGUACUACUUGGUUGGGUUAGUUUCGUGGGGCGAUCAUUUCUCAGCUCCAGGCGUUUACACAAGAAUUUCGCAUUAUCUUCACUGGCUUGAUACAGAAAAAUUACUACUCGGACCUGGAUAUAGAAAAUAAUUUAAUUUAAAAAUUAAGAGUUUAUGUGGAUGUUGUGUUACUACAAUGACUUGUGAUGAGUCUACAUAGUACAAAAGCUUAAUUAUUUGCUUCCUAUUCUAUAUAUCUCGUGCUGUGAAUUUAGUAUUGCAUAUUAUUAUUACUUGCUGCUGUUGUAACAUUUUUAAAUAUUUUUUUUGUACCAAUUGACGACGUGGACUGGAGUCGUCUUCUUAGGUUGUGAUUUUAAUAAAGUAAGAAGUUAAGUGGUUAA
This is a messenger RNA of Folsomia candida, 2063 nucleotides long. RefSeq names its product transmembrane protease serine 9. The coding region runs from base 620 to 1810 and encodes 396 amino acids. The transcript has 10 exons. Lineage: Eukaryota; Metazoa; Arthropoda; Collembola; Entomobryomorpha; Isotomidae. Gene Ontology annotation, biological process: proteolysis. The record is from RefSeq and is a predicted model, not a curated record. Gene Ontology annotation, molecular function: serine-type endopeptidase activity.